GAAGUAACAUGCAUUCGUGUAUUAACUAUUAUUGUGAACCGUAAAGGGACCAUUAGAUAUUCAUUGUUUGCAAACAACGCAAAUAUGAAGAGGGUGAAACAUAACUUUGCUUCGCCUUUCAUGGCAGUCCUUCAACUCUGUUUGACUUUUUAACUGACUGUAUGCAAUCACGUCAUGAGGUGCGUUACAGACUCAUAAUGUCGGAAGAAAACCCCAGGACCAGUGCUGGAUACUCAGGGAACUCGUAGUUAGCUGUCUGGUGUUAUAAACACUAGGGGUGCAAUGGACGGUGGAGCUCCUGAUGCAGAAGAAGAUGGAGAGCAGGCAGCCUGUCGGAUUAAGGAGACAGACAGGUCGGAGGCUGCAGAAGUGGCAGUGACUCCUGCAUGUUUCCCAUCAAGAACGACAUCAAAAGGUGGAGAAACGGACCCUGUUCUGGACCUGUUGUCCCCAGAGCUCUGGAGGGGACUUUUACACCAGGAUCAGGGGAAACCAGAAAGGGAUGCCCCCUCUGAGUCUCCCUCCAGCCUCAUGGACACCUAUGGUCCCUCAAUGUCAAGCCUCUCUUCCUCCUCCUCCUCCUCUUACUUGUCCACCCAUCGCAACCAUGGUGCCAAUCUCUCCUCAUCCUCAUCUUCCUCUUCGUCUGCCUUGUGUCUGACUCCACCGUUGCCUCCUGCUGUGGAGCUCCCAGCUGUGUUGACUGAGACUAGACUGACCCUGGAUGUGUACCGGGGAGGGGCGGCGGCACUGCCCCUGAUUUGGGGGUCCAUACCGGGGAAGGUGAGAGGAGUCCAGUACCUGAGACUGGGCUCUGAGGAAAAAACAGGGCUCGACGGCGCACUGGAUGUCGUAUCUCAUCUGACAGAGCUGCGAUCUCUGGCCAUUCGGGGACACUGUUUUUAUGACUCCCAAGGGGACCCGCUGCCUGGCCUCCUCACCACUCUGCCUUCAUCAUUCUCCUCCCUUUGUCAUCUGGUGCACCUGGAUCUCUCCUUUAACCAGCUCUCCUCGUUGCCCUCCUGCCUUCUCAGCUUGCCUGCGCUGUCCUCUUUGCUCCUCUGUCACAACCACCUCACAGCUUUGCCUCCUGAUGCAGGCCAGCUGUCCUCCCUCACCUACCUCUCGCUCUUUGGAAACGAGCUGGUCUCUCUUCCUCCGAGCGUUGGUAAACUGAAGGCACUCCAGACCCUUGAUAUUUCGCAUAACCUCCUUCAGCAUCUACCUGAUGAAAUUGGAUCUCUGGAGGAGCUUGUUAAGCUGGAAUUGUCACACAACAAGCUGAAGCAGCUUCCAGAGAGCAUGGGUGCCCUCCUCUCCCUCAGGGAGCUUGUCAUCUACAGCAAUGACCUGCGACUGAUCCCACACUGUGUGAACAAACUGCCUCUGCUGAAAAUAGAUGUGCGUGACAAUCCCUUGGGACGACCCCCAACACCUCCUCCUCUCCCUCCUGCUCCUGAUAAAGCAGAAAUUCCAGAGUUGCACCUUGGAUUUAAUCAGCACAGUUUCUGUGUUUCGUCUGCUGGGGGUCAUGUGUUUCUCCCGGGGGGGGCCGAGCUGCUCUUCCCCCCGGGUUGCCUGGUGACGACCAGAAGACUGGAGUGGCUCGAGAAACGUCCAGGAAAGAAGUUGGUGCAGCUGGAAGAGCACGACAUCCUACUGAGUCGUCCACUGGAACUCCGUCCUCAUGGAAUUACCUUUCUAAAGCCUGUGGAGGUGUGUCUGCCUUAUCAUCGGACAAAAAGAAGAGAAGUGGCGGUGCAGCGGUUUGACGGACAGUCAUGGAGCAUUCUGCCCACUAUCCUGCGGAGGGGGAGCGAGAGCCAUAGCAGUCAUCCUGGUGGACGUCCAGCCAGGCUUGCCUGCUGCACAGUGAGCCAGUUCUCCUGGUUUAUGGUAGUGUCCCGUCCAGUGAAGGACAGUUGCUCUCUUACGCAAGCUGGAGCUCUGCUGGUGAGCAGCGCUGAUCCUGGAAUUAAGCUCCAAUUCCCUCCAGACUCCACCGUGCAGACCCGCACUAUCACUUUACAGGUGCUGCAGGUGUCCGUGUCAGAGGUGCAGGCGCUGUGUGGUGAUCCUCAGGCCAGCGUAAGCCCUCUCCUCUGCCUCACCCAGACUCCCAGCAUACAGUUCCUGCAGCCUAUCAAAGUCCAGAUCCCUCUGCCAUCAGGAGUCACAGGCCAUACAGUCGAUACAUCCUGUUUGUAUCUGCUACACGGAGACCCCGCAGCACAAACCUGGACUGACAUCACAUCUCAGGUGUCUCUCUAUGUCACCCAUGUUUAUGCCAUUUUCUACAUCACACAUUUCUCUUGGUACUGGCUGUGGUAUACCACUCAGCGCUGUGUUAGCGGGGUGGUCAGGAAGGUCUAUCAGAGGCUAAAGCAGUUUAAGGUCCAGUUCCUGGUCCUCCAGAGGAAGACUGAUCCUUCACAAGUUAUGCUACAGUGUUUACCUUCUAACAAGGUGGACAGCAGAGUGCAGUCUUUAUCUGAGCAGUAUGAUGGACCUCAGCCUUCAGACCUGUGUGACCUGCUGGAAGGAGAGCAGUUCUUUGCUGGCUUUGAGAAGGGCCUAGACAUCAGCACAGAGCGGCCUGACUGUUUGGAAGGACGGCUUUGUUUCGUGUUUUACUCCAGCCUGAAGAAUCUAAAGGAAGUUUACAUUUGUCCAGCUCAGGGUCAGAAGGGGCCAGUGAGGGGACAGGUGUCUUUUUACAGAGGAGAGGUUCCCGACAAUCUACCAGAGGAGGUGGCGAGGAAAAGGAAAGGACAAGACAGCCAGUGGCUCACAACUUUACCACUAAGACUUCCUGCUCUGAACUCAGAAAAUCAUUUCAUCAUGGAAGAGCUCCAGUAUCCUCCUCUGAACCUGGGUGACCCAGAGAGCGGAUACCUGACAGAAGCCAACCUGCUGUCCAUCUCUCUUCAGAUAGGACAGGACUGGCGUGUUAUUGGCAUCAAUCUUGGCCUAAGCUACCAGGAGCUAGACCGCAUCCAGUACAAGUUCAGGGACAACCUGGGAGCCUUGGUGCUGGACAUGCUGUUCCUCUGGGCCCGGGGUCAGCGGACUGCAGGACCAGGGGCCGUGUCGAGGCUGGUGGAGGCGAUGAUAGAGAGCGGCAGGAGGGACCUGGCGGAGGAGAUUGAGGACAUUGUCAGUAUAGGAAAGAGAAAGUACUCUGAGUCAUUGAGGAGAGUGGGGCUGGAAGCAGAGGACUUCUCGCUCGGUGAAACGCAGCAGUAGAUGGACUCACGCUGGGCGCAGAUGGCUGACUUACAGUUGGGUAACCUGUUUGUUUUACAACGUGGCCCCAUCACGGUUAUCUCUGCCGUCUGAACAACUGUCCUUAGACACAAACAAUCGCACCUUUUCUAAAUCAUUACUGCAGGAACAGGAGCAUCUUUGUCCUACAGAAGAGAGUGGAUAUAAAAUGAUCUGCAUGAAGAAGAGGGCCUGUGGAUCCCCCCCCCCUCCCCCAACUAUUUAAAAAUCUCAUAGUAUGCAGGAAUACAUGUUGGAAGUUUGUUUCUGCUAGAGGAAGAUGAAUUGAUGAAAAGUUGUAUUUAACAUGAAAACAUUUUAUGUAAAACAAUUUGAAUACAAAGACAAAUUUUGACAUAAAUGUGGAUUUUAUAUUUUUUCAAAAUGUCUGUUGUAAUGUUGAGCAGAACUGUUACUGGAAGCCAUUUUUAACAAUAUGUUUUGAUAACUCAAUGAUCGUUUCAGUUGCUUUCCAGCAAAGACGUCAAACAUUUGUGUCUUCCACUUCCGUUAUCAAAGGAUUCUCUGCUUUUCUUUCUUUUAUCACAGUAAAUGAAGACGCUAAAAGGAUUACAGCUGUUGGUUUAAAUAAGAAUUUUCCAAAGUCUUUGAUACAUUAACUGAAUAAUCAUGUAAAUAAAUAACAAAGUAACCAAUAAUGGGGGGAAAAAAAUUGGAUGCAACUACACUUUUAAAUUAUUAUCUCAAGAUUUUGUCUCAGUAAGUCCAGUUUGAACCUGUUCUAAAUUUUUGUUGUUAUGAUACUUCCAAUGAGAUGCCACUCUUUCAGCUGCCGAGUGCAAGAGGAGCAAACGCAGGGAUCUGAUGUGCUGUUAGGACCUGGAUCACUAAAUGUGCAAGAGACUGUCUUUUUUUCACUGUUCGUUUCAUGUGCUCCUCGUGUGCCUUUGGUCACCUAGAAACUUGCUUAUAUACCUGCAGCAAAUUCUCAGUGACAUCAGGGACAUUUUAUGAAUUUUAUAUCUCUAGUAUAACUGUGAUGUGAAGAAACGUGUCAGCUGUUUUCAUAGCCUUCUGCUGAGAGUCGUGUAGGUAGUGACUCACCCCAGAUGUUUUCUAAUGGAGCAUAUUUUUUUUUUCUUUCUAUUUAUUGUUCAAGGUCAUUGGGUUGAGAUGACACGUCACGAUGACGUUGUACCCCAUCCUUCAUCCCUACACUACUGCAAAUAAAAUAAAUAAAUCUGUACUUCUACUAUAAA
Molecule: messenger RNA, 4484 nt
Organism: Labrus bergylta (ballan wrasse)
Lineage: Eukaryota; Metazoa; Chordata; Actinopteri; Labriformes; Labridae
Source: RefSeq, a predicted model, not a curated record